Botrytis porri is the source of this 3177-nucleotide messenger RNA. RefSeq lists its product as uncharacterized. Bases 1 to 3177 code for a protein of 1058 amino acids. NCBI's taxonomy places the organism in Eukaryota, Fungi, Ascomycota, Leotiomycetes, Helotiales, Sclerotiniaceae. The transcript has 8 exons. The record is from RefSeq and is a predicted model, not a curated record.
AUGUCGAAUCUGACUGGAUUUCUGAUUCAAAAACUCGAGCUACAACCUCUCCUUCGCGACAGAGUGUUUGUAAAAUGGGAAGACCAAUCACGUCGUACACUAUGUACCCUAGGCUCUCGCUCGAAUCGUAACAGGCGGAAUCUCAACUUUUUCAUACAGGCAUACUAUGAUAUAGAAGGACAUGUUCAUAUUCACUUUUCCCUUGAGGUGUCUAUCAAGAAGCAGAAUAUAGAGAUGUUACUGGUUAUUCCUCCAGAUGCCGACUUUGCAGAUGCUCUUGAGCCUCAUUCAAUAUCGAAUAUGGAUGAUUUAUCUCCUCUCGACAUUGCUGCUGUUCACGAUGCCGAACUUAGCGCUUCACUACAGGUUAUCUAUAUACAAUUCGAUCUAAGUGCGAAGGGCUUUAUCGUUAUGAAGAAGCCUACUACGACUAUUAACCCACGGGAUAAGACAUCAGCAAAAUUGCUUCGUGAUCUGGAGUCUCUAUCUAAUACGACAAGCUUUGCUGUAUAUAUCAAGCCAAAUGAUUAUGCGCGGGUGGGCUUAAAACGACUUCAUGAUCGCUUAAGCAACACUCCUACCGACACACGCAAAACCAAUAUGAGGGAAAUGUACAUUGGACAAGUGCCUGAAUUAGUAGAAUGGAAAUCACCGCCGCCGCUACUGCCACCAUAUACCACACAAGAUGCACAAAGGUCGACUGAAGUGCAGGUUCCUCGGUCACCGCCACCAUGUGCUCAGCCAUGUCCGGAAGUACAAGUUUCUCGGUCACCGCCUCUAUAUACUCAGCUAUCUCCAGAAGUGCAGGUCUCUCAGUCAUCAUCCAUCAUUUUCGAAGAAGAAACACCGGCUCGAUCUCCAAUUAGCUCCAACUCCGUAUCGGUACAUGGCAUUUUCUCUGGCUGCGAAGAGUCAUCAGAGUCGUCAGACGAAGUGAACUUGGACGAUAUCGAACAGGAUAUUAGAAUAGAUUUCGAUGUCGAUUCGGAUGAAGAAGAGCUUGCCAGGGAACAGCUUGCCAACUUGGAUUCUCGAGAACUAAAUCGGCAAUUCGACUAUAAUUUAAAAGUAUCGCAAAUGCUUAACUCGAAGCUGGAGAAAUGGAUAGAAGCAGUACUAUCGAUAAAUCUCAAUUUUCAUCGUCAUACACGUUUGAUUACCAAAUUGUCAAUUCUUGGUAAUUGUAUUCGUACUUCAAAUAUUAGGAUAUUUGAUAUUACUUUAUUUUGGUGUUUUGCACUGUUUUUCUACGAUCCACUCGAUUCUGAUAACACUUUGGGGUUAUGGGAGAAGAGAAAUUCAUGGCUUAUUCGAGAUAUAGCGGAACAGAUUCAAUGGGCUGAUGAAAUGCGCUUUAGUAUUGAGAUAAGUUCGUCGUUGUUGGAGCAUUUUACAAAACUGGGUCAAGCUGCUCGUACUGUUGCUCUAGAUUCUCUAUAUAACAAAGGUGUCUAUCUUAAACAGAAAAGUAUUUUUAUUACUUAUAUAUUAGCGGAGUUUGGUGAGCUAGGUAGGAAGUCUGUUUCUCGAAAAAGCUUGGGAACUGGUAGCAAUGCGCCAAAGCGAUUCAAGAAACUAGAAGCUUGCUUUACAGAGUUUUUUGAGCGCGAUCCAGCAUUGUCGUUGUACAUACCAUCAAACGUUGUCGCUCAACAGCAGCCCACUAGACGAGACGGCUCAUCUGAUAUACCUGCCUCGAAUUUAACUGCAUCAAACAUUACUACUCGACGAUUACCCACUGCAAUAGAUCCUUCAUCAAACACAGAAGUUUCGAUAUCUGCUAAGACAUACUUUGAGAAAGUCAUUCCAGACGCUGAUCAGGAUCGAAUAAAACGUUUGAAUCGAGCCAUCCGAGGCAUCCAAGAAGCUAAAGCUCUCCCUCAAGAGUCGUACAACACACUGUGGUCUUCUAAGGAUGGAAUUUUCGAGAGCCCGAAAGAAGAGUUGCGAAGAUUUUGUCGACUCCAGCAGGGUCGCAAGAAUAUAGUUUCUGGGUCCGCAGGUUAUGAUUGCGCUGCUCGUCUCGCCUUGUUAUUUCUGAGCCAUGAUAUUGAUCAUAUGGAAGAGGAGCAAAGACAGCUAAAAGUGAAGCAUCAACAUAAGACGAAGACUUCUGUAUUCAAUGACCUUGCUCGAAUCUCCGGUACCUCAUUGGUAGAUUUGAAGGACGAUUACAAGAAAAGCAAGAACUAUACUUUCCUGUUAGAAAAGGCUGGUCCUGGUUCUCUACUUGAAAUCGGGUCCAAUGUGAGCUCGCUAUGGGAGCUUAAAAUGAACAGAGAUGAUAUACAUCUAGUUCUGGAAUACAGAAAGACUAAACUUCCUCAACUUGAGAAGCGUGCUGAAUCAUUAGAUGAAUCAGCAGCAUGUACUAUCGUCUCUGGUCUUCUCGCCUAUGGCUGGACUAUCUCUGAGCUUCUUUCGACUCAAACUUCCUUAAUCAAGCAAGUCAGGAAUUAUAUCAACUUGGGACAGCAUCUUGGUUCAAUGCGACAUCAAUAUCUGGGUUUGAAAAGAGGCAGCGAUCAUAUCACUGUUGGUGGUGAAAAGCGCAGACGCUAUACGCUAAACGAAACUUCUCUUGACUCCGGACAGAGCAAUCUGUUGUCCUUUGGUACGAUCAAUCAGGAUCCACACGCUUGCAAUCCAGGUAUACAAGAAUUUCAUACAUCAGACUCUUCCGAACAUACCUCGAACCAACAAGCUCUUGAUCCAUCAAUGAUGAACCUGUUGAAUAUGUCAGGCGAACUACCAAACGCUUUGGAUUAUACCUCGAACCAACAAGCUCUUGAUCCAUCAAUGAUGAACCUGUUAAAUAUGUCAGGCGAACUACCAAACGCCUUGGAUUAUACCUCGAACCAACAAGCUCUUGAUCCAUCCAUGAUAAACCUGUUGAAUAUAUUGGACUACUUACCACCUUUACAAAUUCCUCUACCGCCGCGUUUCCGCAGACGGACUACUUGCAACGAACUAGGAAUUCCGCGUCCUCCUCCACAUGAACGAUACACAACAGGAUCAGAAUCGCGGAAAUAUGCGACCGAACCGCUUUGGAUCUCUUUACUACCGCUAUCGCCAAUUUCAGGCAGCGGAAGGUUGCCUAGUGCCAGUAUUCCGAAUAUGCCACCUCCCGCAGCUGAACUUGAGUACUUCAAAGGAUCCGACCGGACAUCUGCGUAA